AUGUCAGCUGUGCAGAAGGCCAUGCAGCUCAAGCAGGAACUGGAAUCAGCUGAGUCUGAGUUUGCCUGUCAGCUAGAGUCGGAGAGGGCAGUGUAUGAAGAACAGAUGAACUGUCUCAAGUACGAGAUCCACAGUCUGAAGACAGAUUAUUCCACUACAAGGGAUUCUCUCAAACAGAGCACAUCGGAAACUGUUUCCCGCUAUGAAGCAGAGAUGAUGAGCCUCAAGCAGCAGCUGGCAGCUGUGGAGGAGGAGAAGGAGAUGGUGGACAAGGAGAAGGAGGCACUGAUGGCGCAUCAUGAGCGAGAGCUGUCCUCAGCCCGGCGCCACACUGACGCCGAUGUCCGAGCUCUCAGGAUGGAGAAGGACAGCCUGCAGACCCAGGUGGAGAUACUCCAGCAGAAGAAGGAACUAACGGCAAGUAAGAUGUCGGACCUGGCCCAGGAAAUAAGCAAAUAUGCCAGUCGAUGUCAGCACUUUGAGAGUCAGUGUCAUGAGAUGGACCAUCGUCUGUCGGAGCUGACCGAACGCGAGCAUAACCUGAAGACUGACAAUGAGAAGCACCGCAGCCAGAAGGCAAAGAUCGAGGAGAAGUGCAAGGAGUUGGUACAGAAGCUGCAGAAUCAAAUGGAACGUGAGCAGAAGAUGGUGCGGGACCACAAGCAUGAGAUCACAGUGGCAUCCGAGCUGAACGCCAAGCUCCAGAAACAAGCUGAGAAGUAUAAGACUCAGAUCAUGGACCUGCAAAAGUCUUCUCAUAGUUCCAAUGACGAGCAUCAGAGGCUGGUGGAACAGGUGCGCCAGUACCAAGACAAAUACAGCAAGUACAAGGAGAGCAUGGAGACCAUGACCAAGGCUCUGGAGACACAGCGACACACGGCCGAGAAACACAGACAGCGAUCUGAGAAACUGGACGCAGACAUGUGUAAGAUGAGGGAGGAGAAUGCACAGGCCAAGUCACUGGCGUCCAAAGUCCGUACCCUGGAGAACCAGCUGGAGUUUGCUGACCGCCAAGUUCGAGAGUAUAGACAUCAGCUGGAUCAGGCAGGCACGGCUCUCCUGGGGGAUACCAACGCCUUCCAGAGACACAUGGAGCUCAGCGCCAACGACAGUCUCAACAUUGACAUCGGCAGCCACAGUGGUGGUGAUACAGGAGGGAGCCUGGAUGACUCGCUGGAUGACUCGCUGGGCUCAAGUAAUACCUUCGCUCCAGUUCCCAUAGCUCACUGGAUAGGAAGCCCCUUGUCACCAUCUCCCAAUCCAGCCUCGUAGCUCCUCAAACUCCUCAUCUGGCCUCACUCCGAGCUGCUCCUCCCUGUCUCUCCGCUCCAGCAACAGCCGAGCAUCCCUCCGCAGCAUCUCCAGCGACAGACUCAACUCCACUGGCACAGCG
This is a messenger RNA of Haliotis rubra (blacklip abalone), 1393 nucleotides long. Its product is annotated as cytotardin-like. NCBI's taxonomy places the organism in Eukaryota, Metazoa, Mollusca, Gastropoda, Lepetellida, Haliotidae. Bases 1 to 1272 code for a protein of 423 amino acids. The transcript has 9 exons. The record is from RefSeq and is a predicted model, not a curated record.